Drosophila arizonae is the source of this 1041-nucleotide messenger RNA. RefSeq lists its product as uncharacterized. The record is from RefSeq and is a predicted model, not a curated record. NCBI's taxonomy places the organism in Eukaryota, Metazoa, Arthropoda, Insecta, Diptera, Drosophilidae.
AUGCCUACAAUGCCAUGGACCAAGUGGCCACUGCUGCUGGUGCUGGGGCUGCUGCUGGUCCUGCACCUGGCCAAUGCCGAUGUUAGCCAUCUGUCCAAAAACUAUUUGCCACCGGAUCCCAAGUCGUCGGCCGCGCAGCCCCUGGCGGACGAGCCAGCCCCUGUGGAGCCUGGCAAGGCCAACGAUGGCAGCUACUAUCCCGGCGGGGGUCUGACGCUGCCCUCGGGCUACUCAGUACCCACCGGCAGCAAUGUCCCACAGCCGCACAGUGCACCGCCCAAUUUCGCGCUGCCCAUUUAUCCGCCGUACUUUGGAUUCAACGGCGGUGGCGCGGAUGCCUUCGGCAAUGGGUUUGCCAAUGGAGCACAAGGACCCCAAUUCCAACAGCCUGGCCAGUUCCCAGUUGGUCCUCAGCCUGGCCAGUUUCCAGUUGGUCCUCAGCCUGGUCAGUUUCCAGUUGGUCCUCAGCCUGGCCAGUUUCCACUUGGUCCUCAGCCUGGCCAGUUUCCACAGGGCGCUCAGUUUGUAGGAGGGCAACAAGGCCCUCAGUUUACGCCUGGACAACAGGGCGGAGGUUUUCCAAUUGGCCCACAGGGCGGAGGCUUUCCAGUUGGACAACAGGGCGGAGGUUUUCCAAUUGGCCCACAGGGUGGAGGCUUUCCAGUGGGACCCCAAGGCGGCGCCUUUCAAGUCGGCCCAACGACCUUUGCACCCGAUUACCUGACCAUGCAAGGACUACCUGCAGCCGCCAUACAGCUGCCCUUCCAGCAGAACGUCGGCUUUGGCCCACAGACUGGCUUUGGCGGUCCACAGUCCGCACAUCACUUCCAGCACCUGGUCAACGUGGGUCAGCCAUUCGUGCCCAGCUUCGGCAUACCCGGCCAAAACUAUCAGCCGCAUCCACAGCCUUUCGCCGACGAGCCGCAGCCAGAGGGCAAGGCGAAGCCAAAGAGCACAGGCGCCAAGGCACUGGCCAAGUCCCAAAACAAGGAGACCAUCUACGCCUCCAACGGUGGCUACGUCUACAAGCGCGCGAAAUGA